Molecule: messenger RNA, 1589 nt
Organism: Toxotes jaculatrix (banded archerfish)
Lineage: Eukaryota; Metazoa; Chordata; Actinopteri; Toxotidae
Gene: gem
Product: GTP binding protein overexpressed in skeletal muscle
Exons: 4
Coding region: 4-924 (306 amino acids)
Biological process (GO): negative regulation of high voltage-gated calcium channel activity
Cellular component (GO): plasma membrane
Molecular function (GO): GTP binding; calcium channel regulator activity; GTPase activity
Source: RefSeq, a predicted model, not a curated record
ACCAUGUUGUCCUCUGUGCGUCGGCACAGCCUGCGCCUGCAGUCCGAGCUCCACCGGUGGAGCAUCUGCGACCCGGGCAGCCACCUGCUCCCGGACAGCCUCCUGGCCCGGGUUCCCGCCUGCAUCUCCCGUUCCAAGUCGUGCACCAGCUCCGCCGGGGAGUCGGACGGCAGCCGCGGCAGCUGGUCUUCCUCAGACUCGGUCAUCUCCACCGACUCCGCCGGAGACGCGGCGGAACCCGGGCGCCCGUAUCGGGUGGUACUCUUAGGGGCCAGCGGAGUCGGUAAGACGGCCUUCGCCAGUAUCUUCGCUGGGGCAGCAGACAGCAUGGACAGUGAUGACUGCGAGCUGUGCGGAGAUGAAAUGUGUGAAAAGAUGAUUGAAGUGGAUGGAGAGCCUGCAACUGUAACUCUGCUGGACACAUGGGAUGCAGAGACUGACAGUGAAUGGGCUCAUGAGUGCUACAUGCAGACAGGUGACGCCUACCUGUUGCUGUACUCCAUAACUGACCGGGCCUCGUUCCUGCGAGCUUCUGAGCUCCGGAUAACUCUGCGCCGCUUCCGCCCUGCUCAGCACACACCAAUCAUACUGGUGGGGAACAAGUGUGACCUGGUGCGGCGCAGAGAGGUGUCCGUCAGUGAGGGCCGUGCCUGUGCUGCUGUGUUUGACUGCAAGUUUAUCGAAACCUCAGCUGCCAUGCAGCACAACGUCUGGGAGGCCUUCCACGGCAUAGUGCGACAGCUGCGCCUACGCAGAGACUCCAAGGAAGCCAACAAACGUCGCAGGCACAUAAACUCUAACACGCACCGCCAAAGCCUCCCUAUGAAGGCCAAACGUUUCCUCGACAAGGUGGUGGCAAAGAACAACCCCAGUGUGGCGUUCUGGCUAAAAUCUAAGUCCUGCCAUGACCUGUCUGUGCUGUAGGGGCCCACCAGACACCCUUUUUAAAUCUAUGCCAAACCCUUGAGCAGGUGAACAGCUGAGAGAGCAGAGUUAGUGGACAUGGGCUGGAGGUAAGACUGCUUCUAAAGGGGCUAAAAGUUGGGUGGCUCAAACCCAGUCCUCACUGAGUUUCACAUCCACCUUCAGCACAGCUGAGACGGUGCUCACGAGAGGUGUUUAACACAUUUCUACACUGCCGUUCAUGUGUUGCAGUCUGAGCUAGAUGGAGUGGACUGACCUGAGUUUGUCAGCCUUUGUAAUGGACCAGACAAUCAGCUAAAGAAGUGACGUUUCCUGACACGAGGACUGGUCACGUCUGUGUGGCAGAAUUGUUGGAGGUUUGAGGUGAACUGAUAGAUGGCGGUGAUGUUUGUUCAUUUCUGUUUGUUCACUUCUCUAUUUCCUCUGUUUUUGCUCUUGUUCCUGCCAGAUUUGUCCACUGAUAAUCCCUAAGUGCUAAGAUAACCAGUUGUAAGCUACUGAUGAUUAAGUGUGAUUGAUGUCUCAGAUUCUUUUGUAUGAUGAUAACUGAGUAGUUACUUUGACAUUAUUUAUAAUGUGUUGUAUUUUGCACUUACUGAAAAUAAAUACCAGAUUGAUAAUGUAUCGUAUUUUGCUACUUAGACGUAUUUUCAGUGUUGCUUGAU